Messenger RNA from Exophiala bonariae, 1737 nucleotides. RefSeq lists its product as uncharacterized. The transcript has a single exon. The record is from RefSeq and is a predicted model, not a curated record. NCBI's taxonomy places the organism in Eukaryota, Fungi, Ascomycota, Eurotiomycetes, Chaetothyriales, Herpotrichiellaceae. The coding region runs from base 1 to 1737 and encodes 578 amino acids. Gene Ontology annotation, biological process: DNA-templated transcription. Gene Ontology annotation, molecular function: DNA binding; zinc ion binding.
AUGGAUGAUGUAAGAACCUGUCAGAUCAUCAAUGACGGACUUCCAAAAUUUAUCGUUCCAAUUGAUUCUGCUAAAUGCAAUCAACACCAGGCGUUUCUCCGGUGCCAGGGAGCGUUCAAUGUGCCAGAAGAGAAACUUUGCAACGCUAUUAUCACAAGCUACAUUCAUUUUGUACACCCUCAGCUCCCAGUGGUGGACAUCCAUGACCUGUUACAAGCUCUAGCAACAAACGGUCGGGAUUGCAAGAUCAGUAUCCUUCUGUUUCAGUGUAUACUACUCUCAGGGUCUACUUUUGUGGAGAUGGAGCAUGUCACUGAAGCUGGUUUCGACUCUCGCAUGGGCCUAAGGAAGCAACUUGCUGAUCGAGCAAGAUUACUAUAUGAUUUCGAUUGCGAAACUGACCGUCUGGUCCUUGUUCAAUCUCUAACGCUCAUGACAUGCUGGCAAGAAGCUGGUGAUGAAGUCAAACACCUUCGACAUUGGAUAGGAAUUGCUUUCAAUAUUUCUGUUUUCAUUGGUCUCAAUAAAGAUCCCACUUCAGCUUCAAUACCAGUUCAGCGAAAGCAUUUGUGGAAACGUGUUUGGUGGUCCUGUUACAUGAAAGAUCAAAUGCUUGCUUUAGGGCUAAGGCAUCCACCAAUUAUAUCAGCAGAUGAAUGCGAGACCCCAGAUCUAGUUCUCGAGGAUUUUGACAUUCGGCCGCCCACGGCCGAUGUCUCAUCAGUAUUCAAGGACUGUGGACUUCUAUUCGACAUCGAUCAGCAGAACCAAUUAGCAAGCGUCUGUAUCGCACAACAGCAGCUUUGUCUUAAGCUUUCCAAAGUACUAAAAGCCCGUUAUGAAACUAUAGCUCCCAGACUUGGAUGCACAACCACAAGAACCCUAGUCUCUGUGCCGAGAACUUCGAUCACUAAUACGCCUGAAAUACAAAAUUGCGCCUCUGAACUCACAUCAUGGUAUAGGGAUCUUCCAAGUAUUUUGAGAUAUCAGGGGUCGUCAUCACUGCAAUUCGGGCCGGAGCAAGAUCUGCUAAUAUUUCACUGUGCUUUACUUAACCUACACUACUACACACUACUUUGUGUCCUCCAGCGACCCUGGCCAUCAGCAAUCUUGCGAGUGCUUCCAGCAUCGGAGAUCUGUUCACAGCGCAAAUCUCGCCUGGCUGCUAACGCGAUAUCAUCCAUCUUGAAAGAUCUUCAAGUUCUAGAGAUGGUCCAUCUCCUACCUACAUCCGGAAUCACAUCCAUUGUCCAAGCUGCGAUUGUUCAUAUGAGCGAUUCAACAACAGAGAUAGCAUCUCUGCGUGACCAAAGCAGGCAUCAGCUUGAGACCUGUCUGGGUUUCCUUGAUACACUUGUGGAGGUCCACAGCUAUUCGCUGUUUGCGAAAUCGUUUCUCGUUUCAGCCGCGGCGAAUUUGUAUCGCGAACCGAAGUACAUGGAGCAUUUGAAAACAUUUGGAGGGUCUGGAACCCAACAACACGAAUUCGGAGAAGGCAACAUUUUCACUCCAGGGUCAUUAAAGCUGACAUCAUUCUCUGACAUUCGCCCGUCUCUGGUUGACGCAACAAAUGACCAUCCCACAGUUUUCUUACCGAAGCAAAGUGCUGAUUCUCAGCCUGAUAUUCCAAGUGACCUGCUGGACUUGUUUGACUAUGGUCAAUUGGAAUUAGACCUUAGUCCGGACCUGUUCCUUAACCUGGGGCAGGCAGACUUCAGCAGCAUUGUGAACAAUUGA